This is a messenger RNA of Prorocentrum cordatum, 347 nucleotides long. NCBI's taxonomy places the organism in Eukaryota, Dinophyceae, Prorocentrales, Prorocentraceae. The record is from the annotation of a GenBank genome assembly.
AAGGGGGCGCCUGCGGAAAUCGCGCCGCAGAAACUGGCCAGCGAGGCAGUCGCGGAGGCCCGCGGAAGCGAGGCAGCCCAGGGCGCCGGGGCUCGCGAGGCGGCCAGCGCGCAGGCAGGGGCCAGGGAGGGCGCUUCUGUGAACGAGCUCCAGGCUUCAGGUCUGGAGAAGACGGGCCACGAAGGCUUUGAGGCGCGGUUGAAGAGGCUCUCGGAGCCAGUCCCCAGGGCGGCCUUUCAGCCAGCUCUGCCCGCGAAGUUGAACAGCGUUGAUUGUGGGGCCCACGUUGACUACGUCAAGAUGAUUCAGAGUGGUGCGCAGAUACGCGCCGAGUGCAAGUGGGGCAG